Messenger RNA from Melozone crissalis (California towhee), 3941 nucleotides. It is a transcript of the gene NUAK1, whose product is annotated as NUAK family kinase 1. The record is from RefSeq and is a predicted model, not a curated record. Gene Ontology annotation, cellular component: cytoplasm. Gene Ontology annotation, molecular function: protein serine/threonine kinase activity; ATP binding; tau-protein kinase activity. The transcript has 7 exons. Gene Ontology annotation, biological process: intracellular signal transduction; protein phosphorylation; microtubule cytoskeleton organization. NCBI's taxonomy places the organism in Eukaryota, Metazoa, Chordata, Aves, Passeriformes, Passerellidae. Bases 1 to 2040 code for a protein of 679 amino acids.
AUGGAGGGCGCCGAGGCGGCCGCCCGCGCCAGCAGCAGUUCCAGCUCCAGCCCCGCGCCGCCCCGCUGCUCCUCCUGCGGCCCCGGCCCGCCCGGCGGCGAGGCGGCGGCGGCCAUGGAGGAGCCGGUCCGGGCGGCUCCGUCCCCGGAGGUAACGGCGGCGAGGAAGCAGCAGGGGGUGAAACGGCAUCACCACAAGCACAACCUGAAGCAUCGCUACGAGCUGCAGGAGACCUUGGGCAAAGGCACCUAUGGCAAAGUCAAGCGGGCCAUCGAGAGGUUCUCUGGCAGAGUGGUUGCAAUAAAAUCCAUUCGUAAGGACAAAAUUAAGGAUGAACAAGAUAUGGUUCACAUCAGACGGGAGAUUGAGAUCAUGUCAUCCCUCAGCCACCCUCAUAUCAUCACCAUAUAUGAAGUGUUUGAAAAUAAAGAUAAAAUUGUGAUCAUCAUGGAGUAUGCAAGUAAAGGAGAGUUGUACGAUUACAUCAGUGAGAGGCGGCGAUUAAGCGAAAGAGAGACAAGACACUUCUUCCGACAAAUAGUCUCUGCUGUGCAUUACUGUCACAAGAAUGGUGUUGUCCACAGAGACCUAAAAUUGGAAAACAUUCUUCUUGAUGACAAUUUUAAUAUUAAGAUUGCUGAUUUUGGACUCUCCAACCUUUAUCAUAAAGACAAGUUUUUGCAGACCUUUUGUGGAAGCCCACUGUAUGCUUCCCCUGAAAUAGUUAAUGGACGGCCUUACAGAGGCCCAGAGGUUGACAGCUGGGCCCUUGGUGUAUUGCUUUACACUCUGGUUUAUGGAACGAUGCCCUUUGAUGGCUUUGAUCACAAAAAUCUCAUCAGGCAGAUCAGCAGUGGAGAAUAUCGUGAGCCAACACAGACCUCAGAUGCUCGUGGUCUUAUCAGGUGGAUGCUGAUGGUGAACCCUGAACGCCGAGCAACCAUUGAAGAUAUUGCCAACCACUGGUGGGUUAACUGGGGCUACAAGAGCAGUGUCUGUGACUGUGAUGCCAUGAGGGACUCUGAGUCCCCACUGCUGGCAAGGUUCAUUGAUUGGCAUCACCGUUCUACUGGCCUCCAACCAGAGACUGAUACCAAAAUCAAGUGCCUUUCUAAGCCCAAAGGUCCUGAAGUCACACUAGAGAGACAAAGGUCUCUGAAAAAAUCAAAAAAGGAAAAUGACAUUUCACAGUCCAUCCAGGAAGGAGGAGCUGAAAAUGCAACCAAACCAACCUCCAAGAGACCCAAAGGCAUCCUGAAGAAAAGGAGCAACAGUGAACAUCGCUCUCACAGUGCAGGUUUCAUUGAAGGAGUUGUCAGCACAGUGUUACCAUCUGCUUUUAAGUUGGAGCAAGAGUUGUGUAGGACUGGUGUGGCCAUUAAAAGUGUUGUAGAGGGAGAGGUAGCUGGCAAAUAUGGCACUAAGCAGUCUUCACUAAUGCCAAAAAAAGGAAUCUUAAAGAAAACUCAGCAGAGGGAGUCUGGCUAUUACUCCUCUCCAGAAAGAAGUGAAUCUUCUGAACUCUUGGACAAUAAUGAUGAGACAGUAAACAGUGACACUUCUCCAGGGGUCACAGAGCCAUCCAGAAAUGGGUCUUACAGCCAUUCCUGCAGGCGUAAAGGCAUCUUGAAACAUAACAGCAAGUAUUCUACCAACAGCAUUGAACCUGCUUUGAUCAGCUCUGACACACCAACGCUGGAGGCCAUGGAAGAAAUGGUCUUGCCUGGGGACGCAUUACCUCGAAGUUACAGUCGCCCUUCCAGCGUAAUUAGUGAUGACAGUAUUUUGUCCAGUGACUCAUUUGAUUUGCUGGAUUUGCAAGAGAACAGGCCAAACAGGCAGAGAAUACGGAGCUGUGUCUCUGCUGAAAAUUUUCUCCAGAUCCAAAACUUUGAAGGACUUCAGAACCGCCCACGGCCACAGUAUCUAAAGCGUUACCGCAACCGUCUGGGGGACAGCAGUUUUUCUCUUCUCACAGACAUGGAUGAUGUGACUCAGGUCUACAAGAAAGCCCUAGAGAUCUGCAACAAGCUCAACUAGCAGAGGCAAGAUGGAAAAGGGAGGGAAGGGAGUUAUUUGUGUACCUUUAUGAUGGAGUAAGCCAGGUCACUGAUUUGCUGACAAUGGUAGGUUUUGAUUCAAAGGAGCUGACUGUACCUACUUAGCUGAACUCCAAGUAAAGUUACCCCAAAGCCAUCUCACACUUCUCUAAUUUUGUGUCCUCAAAAUAUUACCUACCUGACCAGAGAAAAACCUUUGGUCUUUGUAUCUGUGAUGAAAGCACAUCAGGAGCUAGCAGACAAAAGCAUCAAGACUUGAUGGCUCAAAGUCAAAGCUAGACAGAGUUAAAACUGGAAGUGAGGGACACACAUUUUGAGAGGUUUGUAAUUAAUGUUAGAUAAGCUUAUUGAAGAGAUGAGCUGAAUUCUUUAAGUCAGAUUUGGAUGCCUUUUAGAACAAGAGGCUUUAUUUCCCUCUGAAGUUAUUUGUCUGGGUAUUGUGAUUGCUCAGUGGGAAUCUUUGGCUUGCAUUAUGCAGGACACCAGGCGAAGUGGUCAUCAUGGUCCCUUCCAGCAGAGUGACUUGAGAGGUUCUGAACAUGUUGUAAGAUAAUUUUAGAGACUUACCCAAGAAAAUCCUCAUGAGGUGGUUGUGGACAAGCAAUGGAGCAGGCAUUCAUAUCUAGACCUUCCACAGUGACCAGACCCAUUGCUCUUCAGUGGGUAGAAAGUUCUAAAAUUGUUUCCAACUACCAGCAAAAACAGAGCCACAGAAAUGGUAAUGGCAACUGGAAGGAAUGGAUGUUAUCAGCAGCUAAAUGACCUUUUAAGGCAUUUCAAUCCAUAUGUUCAAUCUGUGACUCUUUCGAAAUAGCCAGCUUGAUGAAUGCCCAGAAAGAGAUGGAUCUGACAAAGGGUGCCAACGGUUAACUGACCCUCCAGUCUAGAGUUCAGUCACUAUCAGCAAAUUGUGCCACCUUGCUGCUACCUUGUAGUAUUUGGGGGUGACGGUAGUUUGCAACCAGAAUGUUAGGUAACAAAAAGGUUGUAGAAUGUAGGAAAUGGAUAGAGGUCAGAAAGUUAAUGGGAAGAUGCCUUUCUGCAAAUGAAAAUGUGUUUAGGUUGGUGUUAACAGAGCAGAAAGAACUGAAUGAUGAAAUGAUAACGGUAGAUUUAAUGACAGAGUUAGCAUAAAGUUGUGGGGCAGCCUCUAUCUAGUGUAGCUGGUACUGAGUGUGCAAUGAUACUAGUUUGAAAAAAAAAAAAAAGGAUAUGCAUUUGUGUUCUCAGACAUAUCCAGCCAUCCAGACCUUAGGCUUCAACUCCCAUAAAGGUACCAUGUGGGUCUACUGGAUUACCUGAAUGUAAGCCUAUGUCAGAAAGGCACUGUGUGUUUGACAGGCCUGGGCAAACUGGAAUCUUCAGGCCCAUUUCAGUCUCAUUUCCAUGAGCACAUAGUCCCUGGCUUUCUUGGAGGUGCACUCGUGUGAUUAAAUCACAGGUUUCAGCUGAUGAUGUCAAAUGAUCCACAGCUGCAAAACUUGUAUCCACACUCAUACCCAGAGCAGGGGGGCAUGGGACAAGUUCUGAUCUCACUCCUGCCCUGUAAAUGGAACUGUAAGCAGAGUUUGACCCACUGUGUCCCAAAUUGUAAAGAUGGUGCAGAAACUGAAUAGAGUUCCUCUGGGGAUUCCUUGGGAAUUGGGGAUAAGUCCAUAUAUCGAUGGCAUCUGGGACCAGGAGCAAUUUCAUUUGCAGAUUCCUCUUAUUCAGUGUGUCAUGGUACUUAAGUCUGCUGGUUCCUCCUAAAAAUCAAUUGGGCUACUUAGCAUAAAGAUGAACCAGCUUGAGUUUCCUAAAUCAGUUAAUCUGUGGAGAACCUUUACCUUUUACUUAUCCACUUACACUGGACCAAAUUUGACUCUGAAGUAAACGGCGUCA